Molecule: messenger RNA, 2299 nt
Organism: Anolis carolinensis (green anole)
Lineage: Eukaryota; Metazoa; Chordata; Lepidosauria; Squamata; Anolidae
Gene: pycr3
Product: pyrroline-5-carboxylate reductase 3
Exons: 7
Coding region: 100-1212 (370 amino acids)
Biological process (GO): L-proline biosynthetic process
Molecular function (GO): pyrroline-5-carboxylate reductase activity
Source: RefSeq, a predicted model, not a curated record
UCUUUGACUGCUUGUUUUACUUUUAAGAGUCCUCUGCCCCCUGAUCUUCUAGGCAGAUAUAGCCGGUCAACAUCACUGCGAGGGUGCAGGGAAUGAUGAAUGGUCAUGAGUUUUCUUGUUUUUCUGUCCAAAUUGUCCAGUUCCACCUGUGUCCAGUUUAUCAUGCCAGCAGUAUAUCUUAUGACAGGAAGGACUCGGUCCACCUUACCAUCCUCCUCUGAAGCCAAGUCCCCGAAGGACAACUUCGGACGCUACCAUGGUUUCUCACACCGAAAGCUUCUGAGGAGCCAAGCAGAGCAGUUGGGUGCACAUCAUCCAGGAGGUCAACUGAGGCUGUUUCGAUCCCAAAAUCAUGUUGAAAGCCAGAGUCAGACCAGCCAAGAUGCGGCUUCUCACCUAAGAAGUCCUGGAAUGGGGUCCACAUCAUACGCUCGAUCAACGGCACAAUAUCCAAAAACGAAGUAUUGGAGACCAGAUGGAGAUGUCAAGGCCGUGAAUAUCUUUGCCAGCGCUCCAUCCAAUAGGAAUCUGGAGAAGUUUCAGACCCUUUCCUGCAGGACCACCCACUCCAACCUGGAGGUGCUGCAGAACUGCUCCUUCGUCUUCCUGGCCACCAAGCCUCACAUCCUCCCAACCGUCCUGCACGAAAUUGCCCCGGCGGUCACUCCCGAGCAUGUCUUCAUUUCCAUGGCUGCCGGCGUUACGCUCGAGACCCUAGAAGAGCGUCUCCCUGCCGGGACCAAGGUGAUCCGGAUCAUCCCGAACCUCCCUUGCGUGGUCCAGUCGGGGGCCAUCAUUCUGUCCCGGGGCAGCUGUGUCGGGGAGAAGGAGGUGGACCUACUGAAGAAGCUCCUCUCUCCUUCGGGGCUCUGCGAAGAAGCUCCAGAGUCGUACAUUGACAUCCACACCGGUUUGAGUGGCAGUGGAGUGGCCUACGUUUACAUGUUUGCCGAAGCGCUGGCAGAAGGUGCGGUGAAGAUGGGAAUGCCGGGGCCGCUGGCCAACAAGAUUGCUGCCCAGACUCUCUUGGGAGCGGCCAAAAUGAUGCUGGAAACAGGGGAGCAUCCGGCGGCUCUGAGAAGUGCGGUUUGUACACCUGGAGGCACCACGAUCCACGCUUUGCACGAAUUGGAGAAAGGAGGUCUCCGUGCGACCGUCAUGAACGCCGUGGAGGCGGCCACCAACCGGGCCCGCGAGAUGGGCAAGCGAUGAAGCCACAAGCGGCCACAGCAAAGCCUUUUUGGCUUCCUGAGCAUGGGACAGCCUCAUUGUCAGCCCAUGCCCAUCUUGCUUCCAUGGCUUACAUGCAUUGCAUCAGGGACAAAAAUAGUACAAUUUCCUUUGAAAUGCAGCCUGGGGCAAGUGGUCUGACACCAUAGUUCUUUCAGUAUGGACUUUGUAGGAUGAAUUUCCAGCUCUAAGUCUGUCCCAUACCAAGACGCUGGAUCCUUUACUCCCUGGUUUUUGUCUAUUUCACAGGGAGUGAAUUGUUUGUUUGUUUGUUUACAUCACUUUUACCCCGCCCUUCUCACCCGGAGGGACUCAGGACGGCUUACAACUGUCUGCAAUUAUAUUGCCCAAAAUACAUUCAAUAAAACAGUAGCAGAAUCCAUAAACAAUAAAACGGUACCGCAUUAAUUAAAACUCUAAUUAAACUCUAUUAAACCAUGAAUUAUAAAAUAUAAAAUGCAUAUAUAGUUAAAUUCAUUCACUAACAGUAAUUCUGCAGUGAAGAUGACAACAGAGAUUAGAACAAAAACCCAUGACCCUCCAAACCUAUGAUAUUGUGCAAGAGGUUAUAAAAUUUGACAAUCCCAGCAGUUCUAUGGUUUGCUGUUAAAUAAUAUUAUCUUAAUAAUUCUGUGAUUUGAAAAGGAGGUUGUUAUAUUACAUCAUCACAUAUUGAUGAAAAUCAAAAUAAUUAUGUUAAUUGUCCUGCCAACUGCUUGUUAUUAAACACACUAAUUUGUCAGCGUUGGUCACCAUCUGAGCUUCCCUUUUGUUUUGUUUUUAUAUCUUAUUUCAUGUUCAUAGUUUUAUGACAAAGGAAAGGGGAACAAAGGAAGGAGGAAAAAGAUAGGAGAUAGCAAAAAAGUAUUAUAUGUGUUGGGCGAGUGGGCUUAUUAACAAAAGACCCUCGCCAUGGAUGUGUUUGGCACCAGUAGCCAAAAGUGAUAAAAAGAACAAAAAAACAUAAUGUUAUGUCUUCCUUUGAAGGCUUUUUUGUAGUUAAAUAAUAUGGUUGCACUGUUUACAAAAACAAGAUUUCCAUCACACAAAUAAAGUUCUUUAUACUUCC